Trichosporon asahii var. asahii CBS 2479 is the source of this 1029-nucleotide messenger RNA. RefSeq lists its product as uncharacterized. The coding region runs from base 1 to 1029 and encodes 342 amino acids. The record is from RefSeq and is a predicted model, not a curated record. Gene Ontology annotation, molecular function: nitronate monooxygenase activity. Lineage: Eukaryota; Fungi; Basidiomycota; Tremellomycetes; Trichosporonales; Trichosporonaceae. The transcript is spliced from 3 exons.
AUGGCCAUCCAGACUGAGCUCACCCGCGCCCUCGGCAUCAAGAUCCCCCUCGUCCAGGGUGGAAUGCAGUGGGUCGGCACCGCCCCCAUGGCUGCCGGUGUCGCCGCCGCCGGUGCGCUCGGUAUCCUCACCGCCCUCACCCAGCCCUCGCCUGACGCUCUCCGCGCCGAGAUCCGCAAGACCCGCGAGAUGCUCAAGGGCACCGACGGCAAGUUCGGUGUCAACAUCACGCUUCUUCCCUCGAUCACGCCCCCCGACUACGCCGGCUACGUCAAGGCCGCGAUGGAUGAGGGCAUCGACAUUUUCGAGACUGCGGGCAACAACCCCGGCCCGAUCAUCAAGCUCAUCAAGACCUACGUUCCCGCGGGACAGAGCAGCGUCCCGAAGCGCUACGUGAUCCACAAGUGCACCGCUGUGCGCCACGCGCUCUCUGCCCAGAAGCUCGGUGUUGACAUGCUCUCGAUCGACGGCUUCGAGUGCGCCGGUCACCCGGGAGAGGACGACAUUGGUGGUCUCGUCCUCAUGGCCCGUGCCGCCGAGGAGCUCAAGAUCCCCUUCAUCGCCUCGGGUGGUAUCGCCAACGGCCGCGGCCUCGCUGCCGCCCUCGCCCUUGGCGCCGCCGGCGCCAAUAUGGGCACCCGCUUCAUGUGCACAAAGGAGUCGCCGAUCCACCAGAACAUCAAGCAGAAGAUUGUCGACUCGAACGAGAAGGACACCGUCCACAUCUUCCGCUCGCUCAAGAACACGGCCCGUGUCUUCAAGAACAAGGUAUCCGUCGAGGUCGUCCGUCUCGAGCGCCGCCCCGAGGGUGCCAGAUUUGAGGACCUCCGUGACCUCGUCUCUGGCGCUCGAGGCAGGACCGUCUACGAGGACGGUGACCCCGAUGCUGGAAUCUGGUCUGCGGGUGUGACCGUCGGCCUGAUCCACGACAUCCCGAGCUGCAAGGAGCUCUGCGCCACGAUUGAGCGCGACGCCGAGCAGGUCAUCAACGGCAUGCAGAAGCUGGUCACGCCCAAGGCCAAGCUCUAA